Messenger RNA from Sinocyclocheilus anshuiensis, 3660 nucleotides. RefSeq names its product son of sevenless homolog 1-like. Gene Ontology annotation, molecular function: protein heterodimerization activity; guanyl-nucleotide exchange factor activity. Lineage: Eukaryota; Metazoa; Chordata; Actinopteri; Cypriniformes; Cyprinidae. Gene Ontology annotation, cellular component: plasma membrane. The annotation marks the transcript as partial. The record is from RefSeq and is a predicted model, not a curated record. The transcript is spliced from 24 exons. Gene Ontology annotation, biological process: Ras protein signal transduction.
GUGCUGAGUCAGGUGCACCCGAAGCUGUCGGCGCAGCAGGAGGCGCUGCAGUACAUCGAGGGCCUGAUCUUGGUGCUGCUCAACACUCUGUGUCAGGCUCAGCCGCGCUCCGUGCAGGACGUGGAGGAGCGAGUGCAGAGGAGUUUCCCGCACCCCAUCGAGAAAUGGGCCAUCGCCGACGCUCAGGCCGCGAUCGAGAAGAGGAAGAGGAGGAACCCGCUAGCGCUGCCUGUCGACAAGAUCCAGCCGCUGCUCAAGGUGUGCUGCGCUCAAUCACAUCAGAGCCAGCAUCCGAGCAGUCUGCCGUUAUUCAUCAACUCACAUCUUAUAGAACGACACUUACUCCCGCUCCUCCUCCUCCCCGCGCUGCUCCUGUUCCUGCGGCUCAUGUGUGUGUGUGUGUGUGUGUGUGUGAGAGAGUGCUCUGUUCUUCAGGACGUGGAGAACAUCUUCAGCCGGAUCGUGGACAUCCAUGAGGUGACGGUGAAGCUGCUGGGGCUGAUCGAGGACACGGUGGAGAUGACCGACGAGGGCAGUCCUCACCCGCUCGUGGGCAGCUGCUUCGAGGACCUCGCCGAGGAGCUGGCCUUUGACCCCUACGAGACGUACGCACAGGAUAUCCUGCGCAGCGGCUUCCACGAUCACUUCCUGAGUCAGCUGUCCAAACCCGGAGCGGCCAUCUACCUGCAGUCCAUCUGUGAAGGCUUCAAAGAGGCGGUGCAGUACGUGUUACCGCGGUUACUCCUCACGCCGCUCUACCACUGCCUGCAUUACUUCGAGAUGCUGAAGCAACUGGAGGAGAAGAGUGAGGAUGAGGAGGAUAAACAGUGCUUGAAACAAGCCAUUACAGCCCUACUGAACCUGCAGAGCAGCAUGGAGAGAAUCAGCGAGUCGGCGUGCCGCUUCUACAGCCAGCAGAUGAAGGGCAAACAUCUGGCCAUCAAGAAGAUGAAUGAGAUCCAGAGGAACAUCGACGGCUGGGAGGGCAAAGACAUCGGCCAGUGCUGCAACGAGUUCAUCAUGGAGGGGACGCUCACGCGGGUCGGCGCCAAACACGAGCGCUACAUCUUCCUGUUUGACGGCCUCAUGAUCUGCUGCAAGUCCAACCACGGCCAGCCGCGUCUGCCGGGAGCCAGCGCCGCCGAGUACCGGCUCAAAGAGAAGUUCUUCAUGAGGAAGGUCCAGAUCAACGACAAGGACGAUAAGGAGGGCGAGUACCGGCACGCCUUCGAGAUCAUCCUGAAGGACGGGAACAGCGUGGUGUUUGCUGCUAAAUCUGUGGAGGAGAAGAACGGCUGGAUGGCGGCGCUGAUCUCGCUGCAGUACCGCUCCACGUUGGAGCGCAUGCUGGACACGGCCAUGCUGCAGGAGGAGAAGGAGGAGCAGAUGAGGCUCCCCGGGGCCGAGGUGUACCGCUUCGCCCAGCCCGACUCUGAGGAGAACGUCGUGUUCGAGGAGAACGUCCAGUCCAAAUCCGAUCCCAAUUUCGUCAGGACGUUUUUGACCACAUGCCGAUCAUUCUGUAAACCUCAGGAGCUGCUGGAUCUGCUCAUGGAGAGGUUUGAUAUUCCCGAACCUAAACCCACAGAAGCGGAUCAGAUGGCCAUGGAGAACGGAGACCAGCCGCUGAGCGCAGAACUCAAACGCUUCCGCAAAGAGUUUGUUCAGCCUGUACAGCUCAGGUUUGAUAUUCCCGAACCUAAACCCACAGAAGCGGAUCAGAUGGCCAUGGAGAACGGAGACCAGCCGCUGAGCGCAGAACUCAAACGCUUCCGCAAAGAGUUUGUUCAGCCUGUACAGCUCAGUUUGACAAACACAAUCAAAUGGUUGUUGUUAAACAAUUUUUUUCCUUUUUUUUUUUCAGAUCCCAAUUUCGUCAGGACGUUUUUGACCACAUGCCGAUCAUUCUGUAAACCUCAGGAGCUGCUGGAUCUGCUCAUGGAGAGGUUUGAUAUUCCCGAACCUAAACCCACAGAAGCGGAUCAGAUGGCCAUGGAGAACGGAGACCAGCCGCUGAGCGCAGAACUCAAACGCUUCCGCAAAGAGUUUGUUCAGCCUGUACAGCUCAGGGUGUUGAAUGUGUGCAGGCACUGGGUCGAGCAUCAUUUCUAUGACUUUGAGAGAGACGCUCAGUUGCUCCGGCGGCUGGAGGAGUUUAUCGGUAUGGUCAGAGGUAAGGCCAUGAGGAAGUGGGUGGAGUCCAUCACGAAGAUCAUCCAGAGGAAGAAACAGGCUCAAGCCAACGGCCCCAGUCACAACAUCACGUUCGAGAGCUCGCCGCCACCCAUCGAGUGGCACCUGUGUAAAGCGGGACAGACGGAUCAGUUUGACCUCAUGACCCUUCACCCCAUCGAGAUCGCCCGACAACUCACGCUGCUGGAGUCCGACUUCUACAGGGCGGUUCAGCCGUCAGAGCUGGUGGGCAGCGUUUGGACUAAAGAAGACAAAGAGAUCAACUCCCCGAACCUGCUGCGAAUGAUCCGCCACACCACCAACCUCACGCUGUGGUUCGAGAAGUGCAUCGUAGAAACGGAGAACGUGGAGGAGCGUGUGUCCAUCAUAUCGCGCAUCAUCGAGAUCCUGCAGGUCUUUCAGGAGCUCAAUAACUUCAAUGGCGUUCUGGAGGUGGUGAGCGCCAUGAACUCAUCGCCCGUUUACAGACUCGACCACACCUUCGAGCAAAUCCCGAGCAGACAGAGGAAGAUUCUGGAGGAAGCUCAUGAACUCAGUGAAGAUCAUUAUAAGAAAUAUCUGGCUAAACUCAGGUCCAUCAACCCCCCCUGUGUGCCCUUCUUUGGGAUUUAUUUAACAAACAUUCUGAAAACUGAGGAGGGAAAUCCAGACUUCCUGAAGAGACACGGCAAAGAGCUGAUCAACUUCAGCAAACGGCAGAAAGUGGCGGAAAUAACCGGAGAAAUCCAGCAGUACCAGAACCAGCCGUACUGCUUAUGUGUGGAAAACGACAUACGGAAGUUCUUUGAGAACCUGAACCCGAUGGAGGACAUGACGGAGAAGGAGUUCGCCGACUAUCUGUUCAACAAAUCUCUGGAGAUCGAGCCGCGUAACGCUCGCACGCUGCCUCGAUUCCCGAAGAAAUACAGCUGUCCUCUGAAGUCUCCGGGGGUUCGUCCAUCCACCGUCCGCCCGGGAACCAUGCGGCACCCGAUGCCGUUGCAGAACGAGCCCCGGAAGAUCAGCUACAGCCGCAUCCCAGACAGCGAGACGGAGAGCAGCAUCGCUUCAGCGCCCAACUCGCCCCGCACACCGCUGACACCUCAACCAGCCUCCACCGCAUCCAGCUCCACCGAGAUCUGCAGCGUCUUCGACUCCCCGCAGCCGCCCUCCAGCCCUUUCGACUCCAGUACAACUCACACACACACACACUCUCUCUCUCACACACACACACACAUGAUGUCGAAGCACCUGGACAGUCCUCUGGCGGUCCCGCCGCGUCAGCCCACCUCCAAGGUGUACUCGCCCCGUUACUCGCUGACGGAGCCGCCCAAGAGCCCGCCCACCCUGCCGCCGCGGGAGCCUCCGCCGCUGGGAGCCUCCGGGCCGCCCGUCCCGCCGCGCCACAGCACCUCACAGUCACCCAUCCCCAAACUCCCUCCCAAGCAGGCCGCCGCUGCUGGAGAACGCAAACCCCUCGUAACCUAA